Messenger RNA from Brenthis ino (lesser marbled fritillary), 264 nucleotides. NCBI's taxonomy places the organism in Eukaryota, Metazoa, Arthropoda, Insecta, Lepidoptera, Nymphalidae. The record is from the annotation of a GenBank genome assembly.
AUGGGAGCCGCAACCGUGGGACUAAGCGGUGGCAGGUUGCCGGGACGGGGGAGGGAGGUGGGGGAGGCGGGACGCAUGCCAUCGGGCCGCGCGCCGCUAGUAGCGCCGCGGCACGUCCCGCGCGCCGCGCGCCGCGCCGCCGCCGCCGCUACACAACAACACGCCGUCACUGCGCGCCCUCACCGCCGCCCGCCCGCCCCACGCCCGCCGCCCCCGCACCUACCACCUAACAUGCGCACUUCAAACAAACAGAUACCAGGUGGC